AUGUAUACCAGCUGCAAAAGGCUUGAAGAAUCUGUUUCCUUUUUAUGGUUCUCUAUAAUUUGGCCAAAUCAUGACAUCUCUUGUGGUUGGUGCGAUUCUUCUCUUGUUGUCGUUGACCGGAAUUGUCUCAGCCGGUAGAGAUGUAACCGGAGACAUACUCCGGUUACCUUCAGAAGCUAAUAAGUUCUUCCAUGGGGGCGACGAUGAUGAAGUUGAAGGCACGAGAUGGGCGGUCUUGAUUGCCGGAUCUAAUGGAUAUUGGAAUUACAGGCAUCAGGCUGAUGUUUGUCAUGCUUAUCAACUGUUGAGAAAUGGUGGCCUAAAAGAGGAAAAUAUCAUUGUUUUUAUGUAUGAUGAUAUUGCCUACAAUGAAGAAAACCCUAGACCUGGAAUCAUCAUUAACAAUCCCCAUGGUGAUGAUGUUUAUAAGGGUGUUCCAAAGGAUUACACUGGAGAAAAUGUUACUGUUAACAACUUUUUUGCUGCUAUCCUUGGAAACAAAUCUGCUCUUACAGGGGGUAGCGGCAAAGUUGUUAAUAGUGGCCCCAAUGAUCAUAUCUUCAUAUAUUACUCUGACCAUGGAGGUCCUGGUGUACUUGGCAUGCCUACCUUACCUUAUCUUUAUGCUGAUGAUUUGAUUGAUGUUUUAAAGAAAAAACAUGCUUCCGGAACCUAUAAAAGCUUGGUGUUCUAUCUUGAAGCUUGUGAAUCUGGAAGUAUCUUUGAGGGUCUUCUUCCCGAGGGUUUGAACAUCUAUGCAACGACUGCGGCAAAUGCAGUCGAGAGUAGCUGGGGAACCUAUUGUCCUGGAGAGUAUCCAAGUCCUCCCCCAGAGUAUGAAACCUGCUUGGGAGACUUGUACAGUGUUGCUUGGAUGGAGGACAGCGACAUACAUAAUCUGCGGAAGGAGACUUUGCACCAGCAAUAUGAAUUUGUAAAAAGGAGGACUAUCAAUGGCAAUUCUGCAUAUGGUUCUCAUGUUAUGCAAUUUGGUGAUAUAGGAAUUAGCAUGGACAAUCUCUUCACAUAUUUGGGUACCAAUCCUGCUAACGAUAACUUCAAAUUCAUCGAUGAGAACUCCUUGUUGCCACCCACCAAAGCUGUUAAUCAGCGCGAUGCUGAUCUUGUCCAUUUCUGGGAUAAGUAUCGCAAGGCACCUGAUGGCUCGGUUAGGAAGGUUGAAGCUCAAAAGCAGGUUAUGGAAGCCAUGUCCCACAGAAUGCAUGUAGACAACAGUAUACAACUCAUUGGAAAGCUGUUAUUCGGAGUCGAAAGAGGCCCUGAAGUUUUAAACACUGUUCGACCAACUGGUCAACCUCUUGUUGAUGACUGGAAAUGCCUUAAGAAAAUGGUAAGAACCUUUGAGACGCACUGCGGAUCACUGGCACAGUACGGGAUGAAACACAUGCGUUCCCUUGCGAACAUCUGCAAUGCUGGAAUUGAGACAGAAAAGAUGGGUGAGGCAUCAGCACAAGCUUGUGUCAACAUUCCUUCAGGACAUUGGGGUUCUGUUGAGAAAGGGUUCAGUGCAUAAAAUGUAGCAGAAUUGUCAACUGUUGGAAGACCUUAACUUUGAUGAUGUUGUAUUUCAUAAUGUGUUUUCCUAAGAGAUAUGUAUAUAUAUAAACUCUCUGCAUUUUUAUGAUUAUUCAUGUGAUUGCUUCUGCCCAAAAUUGUUGGGUAGCCACACUGAACCAGACAUGCUUCAUUUAAAUUAAUGUGCUUCAGUUAUGAUUCAAAUGAAAUAUUGCAAAGCCUAAAA
Molecule: messenger RNA, 1762 nt
Organism: Gossypium raimondii (Peruvian cotton)
Lineage: Eukaryota; Viridiplantae; Streptophyta; Magnoliopsida; Malvales; Malvaceae
Product: vacuolar-processing enzyme
Exons: 9
Coding region: 71-1534 (487 amino acids)
Biological process (GO): vacuolar protein processing
Molecular function (GO): cysteine-type endopeptidase activity
Source: RefSeq, a predicted model, not a curated record